This is a messenger RNA of Lutra lutra (Eurasian river otter), 8003 nucleotides long. It is a transcript of the gene KYNU, whose product is annotated as kynureninase. Bases 286 to 1695 code for a protein of 469 amino acids. The record is from RefSeq and is a predicted model, not a curated record. Gene Ontology annotation, cellular component: cytoplasm. Gene Ontology annotation, molecular function: kynureninase activity; pyridoxal phosphate binding. Gene Ontology annotation, biological process: NAD+ biosynthetic process. Lineage: Eukaryota; Metazoa; Chordata; Mammalia; Carnivora; Mustelidae. The transcript is spliced from 15 exons.
AACAAUAUAUAAACUUUCCUAAUGGAGGUAGGUCCUAUGUAAACUGGGUAAGAGAUAUAGCUACUCUACAAACUACUCCCUGGCUGAUUUGGAUCCCACAACAUCUGGACUAAGAAGCCCUCUUGUCAUACAGAAUAGCUUGGGGUGCUCUGAUCAACACAGGGAAGGCUAUGAAGAUCUGACUUUUUCAAACGCCUUUUGAAGUCUUCUUAAAAUGAAGCAUCAUAAAGGAGACUGGGAACUGUGGACCCCAUCGUCAGAAUCCUAGCUGAGAAACAACUUGUAAUGGAGCCUUCAUCUCUUGAGUUACCAGCUGACACAGUGCAACGCAUUGCAUCUGAACUUGGAUGUCACCCGACAGAUGAGAGAGUUGCCCUCCACCUUGAUGAGGAAGAUAAGCUGAGGCACUUCAAGGAGCAUUUUCAUAUCCCCAAAAUGCAGGAUCUACCUGCAGUUGAUUUAUCUUUAGUGAAUAAAGAUGAAAACGCCAUCUAUUUCUUGGGAAAUUCUCUUGGCCUUCAGCCAAAAAUGGUUAAAACAUAUCUGGAAGAAGAACUAGAUAAGUGGGCCAAAAUGGGAGCUUAUGGUCAUGACCUAGGAAAACGUCCUUGGAUUACAGGAGAUGAGACUAUUGUAGGCCUUAUGAAUGACAUUGUAGGAGCCAAUGAGAAAGAAAUUGCCCUAAUGAAUGGUUUGACUGUUAAUUUACAUCUUCUACUGUUAUCCUUUUUUAAGCCUACACCAAAACGCUAUAAAAUUCUUCUGGAAGCCAAAGCCUUCCCUUCAGAUCAUUACGCUAUUGAGUCACAGCUUCAAUUUCAUGGACUUAACAUUGAGAAAAGUAUGAGGAUUAUAAAGCCAAGAGAGGGUGAAGAAACACUGAGAACAGAGGAUAUUCUUGAAGUAAUUGAGAAGGAAGGAGACUCGAUUGCAGUGAUCCUGUUCAGUGGGCUGCAUUUUUACACUGGACAGCUCUUUAAUAUACCUGCCAUCACAAAAGCUGGACAAGCAAAGGGGUGUUUCGUUGGCUUUGAUCUAGCACAUGCAGUUGGAAAUGUUGAACUCCACUUACAUGACUGGGGAGUUGAUUUUGCCUGCUGGUGCUCCUACAAGUAUUUAAACUCAGGAGCAGGAGGUCUUGCUGGUGCCUUUGUCCAUGAAAAGCAUGCCCAUACAAUUAAACCUGCGUUAGUGGGAUGGUUUGGCCAUGAACUCAGCACCCGAUUUAAGAUGGAUAACAAACUACAGUUAAUCCCUGGGGUCAGUGGAUUUCGAAUUUCAAACCCUCCCAUUUUGUUGGUCUGCUCCUUACAUGCUAGUUUAGAGAUCUUUAAGCAAGCAACUAUGAAAGCAUUGAGGAGAAAAUCUAUUUUGCUCACUGGUUAUCUGGAAUACUUGAUCAAGCAUUAUUACAACAAAGAUAAAGCAGACACCAAGAAACCAUUUGUGAACAUAAUUACUCCAGCCGGCAUAGAGGACCGCGGAUGCCAGCUUACACUAACGUUUUCUGUUCCAAUAAAAUGUGUUUUCCAAGAACUAGAAAAACGAGGAGUGGUUUGUGACAAGCGAGAACCAAAUGGCAUCCGAGUGGCUCCAGUUCCUCUCUACAACUCUUUUCAUGAUGUUCAUAAGUUUAUCAGUCUACUCGCUUCUGCACUUGACUCUGCAGGGAUCAAAAAUAACAGCGUUUUCUAGAACAACUUCAGCAAGUGUUAUUGAGAGUUUCUAUGGUUAUUGUAUUAUUAUUUUCAAAUUUUAAUGAUUAGAAGUUUUCCAAAACUGAUUACACAUACUGGGCAAUGAAUUAUAUACUUUACAGAAAAAUCUGAUAUAUUUUUUCCAAGAGUCUGUGAUUCUGAGGAAUCCACGUGUCUUCAAUUUCUUCAUGCUUGGUGGAUCAAAGUUUUACUGGUCUAAGUAUUAUGUACACAAUCUUAGCUGUCACAUUUCAUGGUCAGUGAAUGUUUUAUGUUGACUUAAUUUAUAAUUUGACAACUUCAUAAUGUAUGUGCAGUCUUUUGUGUCAAUUUUAGAAAUGUUACUUUAGUUUUAAUUUACCAAAGAGUUUCUUAUAGUCACUAUAAUUUCACAGUCUGAUAUAUGCAUGAUUUUGCAAUAUUCCAUCCAACUCUAAGGAAGAAAAACUAUAUUUUCUAGGACAGUAGUUUUCAAAUAUCUUGGCCAUGGCCCACACUAAGAAAUAUAUUUAAUCUCAGAGACUAAUAUUUAUAUGUGUUUAUACCUUAUUUAUUGAUUCUAAUAUACAAAUUGUAUCAUAUUUUAACAUCUGUGAAAGAAUUUAUUUUUCAGUUUUUAGUCAACAAUUCUUAUAGUUGCCACUGACCAUUCUGUCAUGUUACCAUCCCUGGCAUUAACAUGCUUCUCACAGUGAACAGAUGAUUUUUAAAAAGAGGCAUCUAUAGAAAAAGCAGAAGUGUCAUACAUUAUUGGUCUAUGCUCUACUAUUUAUUAUUCAUUUUAUCUUAUUACAGCAAGUGUUGGUUGAGACUUAUUACAUUUAUUUCCCAACUAACUCUUGGGUCCUAAUCCAUUUUACAAAGUUGUCCCUUUAUUUGAAAGUACCGUAAUUCCUUAUUUUUUUAAUGGGGACGUGUGCUGAUAGAAGUCUGUCCAUGGUACCUGUCUCUGCAGUGGUGAAAAAAGUCAUCCCGAGACACUUGCGACUAAGAAUUAGAAUUAGCAAAUGAGUGCUUCAUCUCUCCCCUUCUGACCCAAAUCUAUGGGCCAUUCUUUCCACUAGUAAACUACAGUCACACUCAACCCUUAGGACUUUCCUGGCUUUCCGCUGUUGUUGCUAUAACUACUAUUCAUGAAUUGGCAAAAUAGUCUACAUUCAAUGUAUACCUGGGCAGGAAGAAGGAAUGACUACAGCAUAAUUAGUACCCCUGAUGAACAAAUUUGAAUGAAAUUAACUUAGACAACCAUUAGAGUUAAAUAAAAAGAUGCAGAACUGACAGCAGUAUCAGCACCUACGGUGAUAAAUGUAUGGAGUACUCGCCAUGUACCAUGCGUGGUGCUGAUCUAUUCAUACGUUAUCUUAUUUGACCCUGUACAACUUCACAGAGAAGAAAUCGUUUUGAAUCUCACAGGAGUAAGCAAAACAGACAUGGUUUCAGUUCUCAGGAAACAUGCAGCUUAGUGGGAGAAAGAGGUAAUAAAACAUACAAACACCCAAGUAAAUAAAUAUAUGAUUACAAACUAUAGGUUUUAUGAAAGAAAAACAGAUGAUACUAUAAGAGAAAAAUCUCAAGGGUAUUAAUUAGAUGGCCAAGUAAGGGUGUAUGAAGGUGAUUAUAAGGUUCAAGUUCUUAAAUACUGUGCAAAAAAUUAAAAAAAAAAUUCUUGCUAAUCACAUUAAAAUCACAUCAAAUUAUGUAUACAAGUUACUCAAAGAAUAAUCAGUACUAUGUCCUCAUCACACAGGCUAGGAAGCAGAGUAUUAGAAAUGCCCUUUUUCCCUGUUUGUAUUCUCCUUCCUCCCCAAAUCCAGAGAUAACCAUCAAAUAAUAUUUUGUGUUAAUCAUUCCCUUACUUUCAUUGAAGGUUUAUAUCUAUGUAUGUACACAUAAAAAUACAUUAGCCAAUACUGUCUGUGUGUGAACUUUGUGUAAAUAUAAUUGUAUAUAUUCUGCUUCUUUUACUCAAAAACCUAGUUUUUGAGAUUUACCAAUUUGUUACAUACAGCUUUGUACCCAUUUUCAUUGCUGCUCAGUGUUCUGGUAUAUAAUUGGAAUUACUAAUUUAGUAUUUAUUUUUGGAGUUACUCAUUUUUCCAUGACUAAUGAACAUUGAGUUUUUCCAAAUAUCUUUAACAUUGCAACAGUGCUGCUAUUAACAUUCUUGGUACACAGGUUCAAAUGUUUGCCUAGGACAUAUAACUCUGAAAAUGUUGGGUCAUAGGACACACACAUGUUCAACUUCACAGUGCAACAUUAAACUCUUCUCCCAAGAUGUUGGACCAGUUUCCAUUCUAACCAGUAGGAAAUGAGAGUUUGCCAAUAGUAGCUGCUGAUUGCUUUUGUCAUGUAUGCUGGCUAAAAUAGGGUGAUUACUGAAAUAACAGAAUGAGUGUAUAACUUCCACAGAAGUAGGAGGAACAUAGUGAAGACAUAUACAUACACUGUUGUUUAUGCUUCAGAAACUGUCCUUAAUCUGUGGAUUGAGCCAACACUAGAAUUUUACCUGAGUUUUACCCUUGCUCAGCUCUUUUCCUUUCCCAUGUUGUCUGAGAACUUGUCUGAAGAUUUUCCUGAUGAGCUCCCCUUCAAUAAAACAUAAUAAUCCAGGGGUGCCUGGGUGGCUCAGUCGGUUAAGUGUUAGACUCUUGGUUUCCACUUAGGUCACGAUCUCGCAGGUCGUGGGAUUGAGCCCCAUGUGGCUCCAUGCUCACUGGAGGGUCUGCUUGAAAAUUCCCUCUCUGCCCCUCCUUCCACUCACUCUCAAAUCUUUUUAAAGAAAACUAUAUUAAUACAAAUCCCAGCCAAAGCUCUGUUUCUAGGAAAGUCAAUCUGAGAAUAUCUUUCAUCUAGUUUUAAUAACCAUAAGCCUUUUAUAUUCUAUAUCUAGCAUAUGGUAAAUUUCAGUUGUUUCUGUUGGUUUUCACAAAUAAUGCUUAUUUUCUUGUGUGUAUUCGACUUGUUAACUUUUCUUUUUUUUUUUUUUUUUUGGCUAACUUUAAACCACUCAUUUUAUUGACCCCCCCCCUUGGAAUUAUUUGAGAACUGGGUUAAAGUAUGUCUUUCUAAAGAUACUCAUUUUUGCUUCUGCCAGUUACUCAGGGUCAUUUCUAACACAAGAACACUUAAAAUUUUUUUAAGAUUAUUUAUUGGAGGGGGGAGGGGGAGAGUGAGGGAGGGAGAAACUUUAGCUGACUCCCUGCUGGGGCCAGAGCUGAUGUGGGGCUCCAUCUCAUGACCCUGAGAUCACAAUCUGAGCCAAAAACAAGAGUUGGAUGCUUAACUGUGUCACCCAGGCACCCCUAAAAUUUUUGUUUUCAGAUCACAUGGGUAGUAUGAGACUGGAUGUGUUAAUCCUUACAAGGGCCAAUUUAGAGUUGCAAAUUCUCUGAAGAUACUAAUUUUUCUUGCUGUUCUUUUACAUAUUCUUUGGUUGCCAACAUUAUGUAGGACUCUUGGAUCAGUUUACUUAGUUGGCUGGUCCUGAGCUUGUUCAAUGUCUCAUUUAGUUACCAGCACUGAAGCUCAAUGACUUCAGGAUAUGGCAGAAACUCUUAAGAUGAAAACCAUACUUUUACUUCCCAGGUUCUUGCUUUUAUUUUAUUUUGGGGUUCUUAGAAUUUCUUACUUUCAUGCCAUCUCAUUUUAAAAGGCUUUUUCUGGCCACUGAUUUUUACUUUUGUUUUCCAGUAUCUAACCCCCAACAAUAUGUUAAAUUGUCAUGUUUUAUGACUAGAAACAAAUAUUAAGCACUUCCUAUUUUCCCUGUAGAAAAUGAAUUGUGCCUUUUUAAUAGCUCAUGAACAUUUAUAUAAAUGCAGUUCUUUUAGAGUGAUACCCUUGGAAGCUAUGAUAAUACAUAGAGCUGUCUGUGUAACACUGAAGUAUACUUACCAUACAAAACUGACUGGGGGAAAGGCUGGGUGUGAGGGCAAUAACUAAAUUUCAAAUUAAAGAAACUUUUUCUACAGAUAUUUUCUGCUAGGUAACUUUCUUCUUGACGUCAAAACUGUGUGAGUUUACAUUCAAAUUGUGUUCUGCUUUUGUUCCAUAAACUGAAAUUGUUAGAGCAUUGAAUUUUAAGUAAAUGGGUUUUUGCAUCACCUUAAGAAAACUGUGAACACCCUGAAAGCAUCAUAUCGUAAAGCACAACAUUGAACAUCACUGAACUAAGGCAUCCUGUAACUGAGAUGAUGGGUUUGAUGCUUGUGUGGGUCAUUAGCAUCUAUAUUAUGUGUUUUUGAAAGAUAAAAUUCAUGUUCUGCCCUCUAGUGAUAGAUUUUAAUCUCAGCAAGACAUUUAUAAAGAGGAGUAUUAUGGACUAAUGCAUUUAAACAUUUAUGAUGUGUUUUAGUUUAUUCCAAUUAUUUUUAUCAAUGCUCCAGUUUUCUAAUUUCUGACUCUUCUAAUUUCAGCUCCUGAGUCCUUUUGAUAUUACCUUAACUUUUUUUUUUAAAUAUUUAUUGCUUUUGGUGUAAGAAAAUGCAUGCUCACCUUGUAUAUUUCUUAUCUCAAUCCUGACAUCACUUAUUUCUCUAAGAAUAUGUGUUGCUUUUGGAAGAAAAUGAUAUUUAGAAACCAUAAUCUAAACAGUAAGAGUGCUCAUUAUAAUCAAGUUAAUCAUAGUUUCCAGGAUUUUCAGUUGGCAGAGUUAGGAAAUAUAUAUUUUAAGAGAAAUUGUAUUUAAAAUUAGAUAGUAACUAUGUCCUUGAUGUGGCACAACAUGAAGGAGGCUGCAUCACUUGCACAGUAGUGUCGGGAAUUGAUGAACUUGAAUCCAGUCAAACUCUUAGGGCUGUUUUCCAGUGUAAAAAAAACUAUGGGGCAUAGAGAAGUUAAAUGGCCCCCCAAAGAAGCAAAGGUGGGGGAUGCUACAUGGCAGCUCACUGGGUUUCCUCAACAUGUCAAUGGCAUGAAUAUGGAAGAGGUGAGGGAGAAUAGACUGUUCUCGUGUAGUGAAACCAAAGAGACAUUAGUAAAUGCAAUUUGGGGAUUUUCUUUGGAUCUUGAUUCAAAGACCAUCUUACAAGGAGUAGUAAAUCCAAUUACUGUGUUUCAAAGGUAAUGUGAGGCCACCUGGGUGGCUCAGUAGGCUGAAAGUCUACCUUUGGCUUAGGUCAUGACCCUGGAGUCCCAGGAUCGAGUUCUGCAUUGGACUCCCUGCAAAUUUGCUGCUCCCUCUCACCCCCCUCCCUUCUCAUGCCCUCUCUCUUACUCCUUCUCAAAUAAAAUAAAAUAAAAUAAAAUAAAAUAAAAUAAAAACAUUUAAAGGCAGUGUAAUAACUCUUGUGUGUAUGGUGAUAGCACUAGUAUAGUACCAAUAAAAAUGCAUUGCUGAGAGAAUUGAGGACAUACUAACAGGGAAGAAUUUUAUUCAACUUGUUAGCUAUGACAGCUACUUAGGAUGUAACAAGAUAUGAAUAUUUUUAAAUAGAGACACCCAGCACAUGGGAAUGAAAAGAUACAAAGUCUGGAGUUGGCUUUGAAAUUCCUCUGCCUCCCCUCCCCCCAAUAAGAAUGCUAACAAAUAAAUUACCACACACUUAAUCCACCCACAUUAUCUUACAGUUCUGCAGGUUACAGUGUCAGCAAUGUCCCACUAGAUCAAACUCAAGGUUUUGGCAGGAUUCCUUUCUGGAGGUAGUAGGGGAAAUUCCCAUUUCCUUGCCUUUUUCAGCAUCUAGAAGUUGCCAAUAUUUCUUGGUUCUGAUCUCCAUCUUCAAAGCCAGCAAUGUUGUAUCUCUCUGACACUUCUUUUUUCAUAGUCUAAUAGCCUCCCUCUUCCACUUUCAAGAGCUUUUGUUAUUACAUUGGGCCCAACUGGAUAAUCCAGGUUUAUCUCUGUGAAAGCCAAUAGAUUCAUCUUAAUUUCACCAGCAGUCAUGAUUCUCCUCUGCUAUAUAAUGUAAAAUAUUCAUAUCUUCUGGUUAUUAAGACAUGGACCUCCUUGGGGGUCGUUACUCUUCAUACCGCAGGAAGAAACGAUGGAUGGGAAGGAAGGAAAGAGAAAAAUGUAUGACAAAAUCUUGAUAAUUCUGAAGAAUUUCAAGAUUCUCUCUACUUUUGUUAAUACUUGAAAAAUAAGCAAUAAGUGUGAUGGCUUAGGUAAAAAUCCUGGAUAACUUCCUCAAAAGUCAUGAUUUUAACAAAAUCAUGUAUAUAAUGCUUUCCACCCAUAUUCUAGGAUGGAAACAAUCCCUUCUGUCUCCACAUGUCAAAAAAAAUUAUCUGUAAUUUUCUUAUGAUGGAUUUUGAAAGGAACAUAUCUUACACUGUAUUUGUAUAUAUCUUUUCUCCCUAUCUUAA